This is a messenger RNA of Brassica oleracea var. oleracea, 872 nucleotides long. Its product is annotated as dof zinc finger protein DOF5.8-like. Gene Ontology annotation, molecular function: DNA binding; DNA-binding transcription factor activity. NCBI's taxonomy places the organism in Eukaryota, Viridiplantae, Streptophyta, Magnoliopsida, Brassicales, Brassicaceae. Bases 45 to 695 code for a protein of 216 amino acids. The transcript has a single exon. Gene Ontology annotation, biological process: regulation of DNA-templated transcription. The record is from RefSeq and is a predicted model, not a curated record.
UUUAACACACUCAAAGCUUUGAAAUUCUCUUUUUUUUUUCAAACAUGCCUUCUGAUAUCAACGACCCACGUCGAGUAGCUGCGGCGGAGCAGCAAGAACAGCUCCCUUGUCCUCGCUGUGAAUCAACCAACACAAAGUUCUGUUACUACAACAACUACAACUUCUCGCAGCCUCGCCAUUUCUGCAAGUCUUGUCGCCGUUACUGGACUCAUGGUGGUACUCUCCGUGACAUUCCCGUCGGAGGAGUUUCCCGCAAAAGCUCUAAACGUUCUCGAGCUUUCUCCUCCGUCGCCGCCGGAAGCAGGAAUUUCCCGUUACAAGCGACGCCUGUUCAUUUCCCUCCGUCUUCCUACGGUGGCGGCAUCACGGCGGCUAAGGGGAACACAUCGUCUCUCUACGGUGGUUUCACCACUUUGCUCAACAACAACGCCGCUGCAAGCAGACAUGGGCCUUGUGGUGGUUUUAAUGGGCCUGGGAAUGGGCCGGAUGGUUUUAGACUUGGGCUUGGUCAUGGGUCGUAUUUCGAUGAGGUCAGGUUUGGGCAAGGGAUAACUGUCUGGCCCUUUUCAACUGGAGCUACUGAUGCUAACGUAGCUGAUACGAGCCAUGCGGCUCCAGUACACGCUACUUGGCAGUUGGAAGGUCUUGAGAGCAAAGUUGGGUUCGUGGCUGGAGACUACUUAGCGUGGGACUGAGAUACCAGCUUCUUCUUGAGAUAAAAUGUAGCUUUUUAGUUCCUUACUCAGUUUAGUGAUAUCUCUAAGUAGUGUGUGUCUGGUUAUUUUUAGUUGGGUUACCUUUGUUUGUUUUUGUGGCUCUAAUGUUCAUCCCAAAUUUGGUAAUCCAUGGACUAAAAUUAUCCACUUUAUUUU